This is a messenger RNA of Cercopithifilaria johnstoni, 2763 nucleotides long. Lineage: Eukaryota; Metazoa; Nematoda; Chromadorea; Rhabditida; Onchocercidae. The record is from the annotation of a GenBank genome assembly.
AUGCAGAUGGAACGAGCGAGCGUUAGCGGAUCCCCAGUUCAUCUGGCAAAAAAAAUAGCUCCAGGAACUCGCAAAUUUGAAUCAUUAGAUGUAGUCACAAAUAUCUGGGGAUUGAUUCCGCACGAAAAUAUACCGAUUUAUCGUUAUGAUUUCCGUGUAUUAGAAGAAUAUCCACCUAAAAAGGGUAGCACGGAACCAUCACUGAAAGAAGUAACGAAAAACACGAAAAAUGAUUAUCUUACGGUGGAUCGCAAAACACGAUGUUUGAUAAUUUACCAAGCUUUGUUGAAACGUGAGAAACAAUUUUUCGGUGCUAUGGACUCACUAAUUUAUGAUCGUGCUUCUAUUUUGUAUUCUUUACGGAAACUACCUUUUCAAAUGGCUGGUGAUGAGCAGCGGGAAACAUUUUUUUUAAACCCGAGUGAACUUCCAGUAAAUACUGUUGAUAAAGAUUGUGUGAAGAUACAUGUAUACGUGAAACCUUGUAAAGAAGAUUUCCAAUUGACAAUGAGUGAUCUGAAGAGUUGUGUCAGCAGCAAUCCGGAUGAAAUCAACCGAAGUUUACAGCAGUUUUUAGAAAUUUUGGCUAUGCAAGAAGUAUUUUUCAUGCAAGGCCAAUUUGUGAGUUAUGGAACUGGAGAGUGUUACCUUAUGGAUCCAAGCCAGUUCGGCUUUGGAGAGAGAGAUGUGCCCGAGCUUCAGGAAGGGAAAUAUGUUGCUAUUGGUGCAGCGAAAGGUGUACGAGUAAUUGAAGGACCACGAGGCUUCAACAAAGGCAUUAACGCAGCAUUAGUACUUGACGUGAAAAAAGCAGCAUUCCAUAUUGAUAAUCAGAACUUGCUUGGAAAGGUGGAACACAUUCUUCGAAAGAGUAGAGUUGACUUGACGCGUGGUGUUGAUCAGCAGUCAAUAAUUGUUUUAAAUAAAGCUCUCAAAGGAUUGUAUGUUCGUUGUAAUUAUGGCAAAAACCGUGCAUUCAUUAUUGCAGCUAUUUCGAAAGAAACUGCGCGGACAGCAAAGUUAGUGGCCAAAGACGGUGAAAUGUCGGUUGAGAAGUAUUUCGUGAUGAAAUAUUCGAUGAAACUGAAAUAUCCAACGUUGCCGUUGAUUAUGGAACGAUGUCAACCAACAAACAACUUUUAUCCGAUAGAACUGUUAAGUGUAUGUGAGAAUCAACGAGUAUCUAGGACACAACAGACAUCAUCUCAGGUGCAGACCAUGAUUCGAACAUGUGCUAUAAAUCCGUCUCUUCGACUGCAGCAGACAAAUGCACUAGGUAAAGCGAUGAAGAUUGAUACCCUUAGCAAGAAUAUAUGGAUGGAAAAGUGUAACGUGGCUCGUACAAAUAAUUUGGCGUUCACGGCAAGAGUGCUUCCUAUGCCAGCUAUUGAAUAUCGAACGAACGGUUGGCUAAAACCGAGCGAGAUGGCUUCAUGGAUGGAUGGGAAGAAUCAAUACCUGAUUCCGGCUGUUUGCAAAAAUUGGUAUGCGGUGGCAUUAAUGGGUCCACGAGAAGGAAGGCUUAAUGAGCAUCAAUUCCGUAAUUAUGUACGCAUUUUCUUGCAACAUUGCCGUCGGCAUGGCAUGGAAAUGAGCGAUCCAGCCAGAUGUGAAUAUAUUCAUCAUUCAAAACAACAGGAUAUUGAACCGUUGAUUGCGAAAGCCAAAAGUAUGGGCGCUACAUUCGUUCAUUUUGUGACUGCUGAUGAAUUGAAUUAUCAUGCGCACAUGAAAUAUAUCGAGUCGCAAGAACAAAUUGUUACACAAGAUUUGAAAGCAUCCACCGCAAUAGCAGUGGCCAUGCAAAACAAACGUCAAACACUUGAUAAUAUUGUCAAUAAAGCGAACAUAAAAAUGGGAGGGCUGAAUUAUUCGGUGCAUCUUGAGACGAGCUGCGACGAAUGGCUAACGAAAUCAGGGCUUCUCGUUGUGGGAUUAGAUAUAGCACAUCCUGCUUUUUCCUUGGUGUCUAAGAAGGAUCGAAAUACUGUCCCGUCUGUUGUUGGUUAUUCAGCCAACAUAAAAAAACAUCCAUUGGAUUUCAUUGGCGGAUAUCGCUAUGGCAAGGCGAAUGCGGAAGAGAUGGUAGACGAUACGAUGCAACAUAUAUUCUCAGAUAUAUUACGUUAUUUCAAUGCAAAUCGCAGGAAACCGCCCACGCAUUUAUUCGUUAUUCGAGAUGGCAUAUCUCUAGGACAAUACAAAUAUGUCAUGAACACUGAAGUAGAGCAGAUCAAAAAAGCUUGCCAGAUGGUUGGCGGACCUGGUUUCCGUCCCCACAUCACUUUCAUUGUGCUCACAAAGAUGCACAACUUGCGCAUUUAUAAGAAGAAUAUUCGUAAGCAGGAUCGAGCUGCGCAACAGAACAUUAAACCGGGUACAAUUAUCGACGAGUAUGUGGUGAACCCUGUAAUAAACGAAUUUUAUUUGAAUUCUCAUUCUGCAUUUCAGGGUACCACAAAAACACCACGGUAUACAGUAUUGCUUGAUACUUCGGAAAUGAAGGCGGAUGUAAUGCAGGGUAUCGUGUAUGCACUUACGUACGAUUUCCAAAUUGUAAAUAUGGCUGUGUCGCGUCCAUCUCCAGUGAUGAUUGCUUCACGUAUGGCCAAGCGUGGUCGUUCUAAUUAUAUAGCUAUGUACGGUGAUGAGUCCGAAAAUUCUGAUAAUGGUAGCGGUAGCGUUGAGAAAGAUAUGGUCGAGUUAAACAAUCAACUGAGCUACAUUAGUAAACCGCUGGAGGCCGUGCGAUUUAAUGCUUGA